Molecule: messenger RNA, 1491 nt
Organism: Colletotrichum navitas
Lineage: Eukaryota; Fungi; Ascomycota; Sordariomycetes; Glomerellales; Glomerellaceae
Exons: 4
Coding region: 238-1491 (417 amino acids)
Molecular function (GO): FAD binding
Source: RefSeq, a predicted model, not a curated record
UACUAGCCCCCGGUUGAAUGUCGCGUUGUUACCCAAGUUCAAACCCGUCAAUAUAUCCGACGAACCGAGUGUCCAGGCUCAGUGUCCGUGGCUGAAGGAACCAACUGACUCGAUCAAUUGGCCCAGGUUCCUAGGGCCUAGAGUAGUUUUGAUCCCCUACCCAGAUCAGGCAUUGACCAUUCUUAGAUAUCCCCUUGUCCGGUUGAAACAUCCCUCCUAAGUGUACUUCUGAAUUCAAUGACCAGCGGAGCAUACAAGAGUCGUCUUGUUUUUGAGUUGAUCAUCAUUGUUGGAUCAGGUCCUGCCGGCCUGCUCCUUACGCUCCUCCUCUCCAGAGAAGGUAUUGAGGUGCAAGUCCUGGAAGCCGCUGCGGACGUUGACAGGCGACCCAGAGCCGCUUACUACGGAACGGCCUCCAUUCCGGAUCUCCAGCGAGCUGGCGUCUUGGAUGAAAUCCGUCGCAGAGGGUUCCCGCCAACAAGCUUCACCUCGCGGCAGUUCGGCGGGGAGUAUCGUGCAUUGGGUCUGUUGGACACCAAUUUGCUCGCCGACAUUGACGGCCAGGACCUCAGGUCGGCAUGUCUGCCACAAAAGGAUCUCCUCGAGAUUCUUGUCAAACGGGUUGAGAACAAUCCUCUCGUCACCCUUUCGUGGAACCACAAGGUCCUGGGCGUCGGCCAGGACGAGACGAAGGGGUGGGUUGAUGUCGAAACCCCUGAAGGGCAGAGUAGGAUCGAAGCGGACUAUGUCGUAGGCUGCGACGGAGCCCACAGCAUCGUUCGAAAGAGCUUGUUCGGUAACGAUUUUCCAGGCAAGACCUGGGAUGUUCAGUUAGUUUCUACCGAUACAUACUACGACCUCGAGAAGAAGUUUGGCUUCACCCACGCCAACUUUGUCUCACAUCCGAAAAACUUUUUCAUUGCAGCGAAGCUGAACGAUGAGGGGCUGUUCCGCAUCACCUACGCUGAGCCUGGCGACAUGUCUUACGAGGAAGUCGAGAAGAGACUUCCCAGCCGAUUGGAGGAGAUCCUUCCAGGCAACCCUAAGCCAGACGAGUACGAGAUGCUGGGCUGGGCGCCGCACAAGAUCCACCAACGGUGCGCUCCAUCUAUGCGCGUCGGCAGAGUCAUGCUGGCGUCCGACGCCGCUCACCUCUGCAACCCCUUGGGAGGGCUGGGCGUGACGGGCGGUUUCGUCGACGCAGGCGGCCUUGCCGACUGUCUCCUAGGCAUCUGGAACGGCGUAGCCGACGAGUCCAUUCUUGACCUCUACAGUGAGAAGCGAAAGGAGAAGUGGUACAGCAUCACGGAUGUGGUAACCACGGACAACUUCAUGAAGACAACCUGCAGAUACCCCAUCGAAAAGUUGAUGAAGAGGCCAGACUGGACAAGGAGCGACGAGGCGCGAAAGGAGUUUCUCCUGCAGCGACUGGGUCUGCGGUACGACUUUACCCAGCACUACAGAAAAGAGGCCUCGGGAGUCGGAAUAUAA